GGUAUCAUUUGCUCAUUCGUGUCGGCGGCGUUCACUGGGUCGGUCGGGUCGCCUGCUUCAUUUGCGGCCAUGCAAGCGACAACACUCGAUUCAAUCUCGCACGCCAAUUACUGAAUUUCAUUCCGACACUCACUCGAGCCCCGAGGAUGGACGACCAACCGUCCACUUCAUCCCAUCACCAACACCAAGAUCAACAACAACCCGACAAUCAUGCACAAAAGGAGCAGCACCGACCUCCCAAAAAAAGAGAUUUAAAUGAGCCGAUGGACCUGGAUGACCUGCUGCCUCAGCUGGAUGAAUUCGGCAAGUACCAGAAAAUCCUGAUCUGGCUGAUUUGCCUGCCGGCGUGCAUCCCGUGUGGCUUCGGCGCUUUCAACCAACUCUUCAUGGCCGAGGUGCCAGACCACUGGUGCCGCGUCCCAGAGCUCGAGCUCUCCGGCGUGUCCCAGCACGUCCGAAGAGAGGUUGGUGUGCCGAAGGGGGAUAGCUGUCGGCGUUACGCAGUGAACUUCACCACGCUCCUGGAAUCGCAGUCAUUGAUGGACAUCACUCCAAACUCGAGCUGGCCGACGGAGGCGUGCGUCCAAGGCUGGGAAUACGACCUCUCGGACAUCUCAUCCUCCAUCGUGAUCGACUUCUCGCUGGUGUGCGAGCACGCGAUUUACCCGACGCUGGGGCUGGCAGCGCUAAACGCAGGCGGCCCGAUCGGCGUGUAUGCUUUCGGCGUUCUCAACGACGGUAUCGGCCGAAAAAAGUCAUUUUUCCUCUGCCUGGCCGUGCUGAUCGUUGGCGGCCUCAUGACCACCUUCUCGCCCGACUUCUGGACCUGGGCCAUCAGCAGGUUCAUCGUCGGACUUACCAUACCAGCUAUCUACCAGAUUCCCUUCAUCAUCGCACUGGAGCUGGUCGGCGCCAAUUAUCGCUCAUUUGUUACCGUACUCACCUGCAUUUUCUACACUCUCGGACUGGUUUUGCUUGCUGGCAUUACCUACUUCAUUCGCGACUGGCAGAUAAUGGCCUUCGCCACUUCUGCGCCGUUUCUCCUCUAUUUUUUCUAUUGGCGAUGUCUCCCUGAAAGUCCGCGGUGGUUGCUAGCGAAAGGGCGGCUGGAGGAAGCGUCUCUGAUUUUGGAAAAGCUUGCUGCGACCAAUGGCAAGGAGUUGCCUGCAUCCUUCAAGCAGAAGCUCAAGCAACACAUGAUGCUGCAGAGGACCCGCAGCGAGGAACGCAAGGCGGAAAAAGGACCCGGCGUCACGGCCCUGUGCAAGACGCCUAAUAUGCGUCUCAAAACCACCCUCAUCACACUCAAUUGGUUUGCAAACGAGAUGGUGUACGUGGGUUUGAGCUAUUACGGACCAGCGUUAGGCAAUGACCGCUUUCUCAGCUUCCUACUGUCGUCGCUGGUCGAGAUCCCCAGCUACCUUUGCUGCUGGGCCGUGAUGGAUCGCUGGGGCCGCCGCUGGCCGCUCUCCAUCUGCAUGGUCGUCAGCGGGAUCGCUUGCAUUAUCACCGUCCUCCUUCCCGCAGAUGCUGUGGUGCUGACGCUGGUGCUGUACCUAUUCGCCAAGUUCGCCAUCUCAGCCUCGUUUCUUAUCAUCUACCCUUUCGCUGGUGAACUCUACCCAACGCAGUUACGAGGCAUCGGCAUUGGUGCCAGCGCCUAUAUCAGUGGCCUUGGUCUCAUUGUCAUCCCCUUCAUCGUUUAUUUGGGAAUGGAGAUGUUGGUGCUUCCGCUAGUGGUGAUGGGGGUGAUUUCGGUCAUCGGCGGACUGGCGGGACUUCGACUGCCUGAAACAUUGCACACAAAGCUGCCGCAAACGGUGGAGGAGGGCGAGGAGUUUGGCAAGGACUUCACAAUGCAAGACUGCCUGCGAUGCGUGCCCAUCUCUCGGCAAGGUUCAUAUGAGGACCUGAGCGUGCAGCUGAGCGAACUGCACGACGUAACAUCGGAGGAAGCACCUACGGCGGCUGCGGGCGAGGUGACAACGCCAGAGGGCGCAACAGAGGAAACUCCUCUCGGUGGCCGCAGCAGGAGCCUCCGCAAGAGCAUCGCGCGGCAGUCCAAGAUUUUGGUGCGCCAAUCGAGUGUGCUAGAGACGCCUUACGACUCAUCCGGCGCAAUGAAAAUGACCUACUGGUACUGAACAUCGCAAACAGUGUCUUUUCCGUUUUCCAGAACAAACUGUGCGCUUGGUUUGCGAUUGUGACAAAUAGUUAAGUGAAUCUCAACGGAAGAUUUGCGUUUGUUUAGGUUUGAGUGUGUUGCAUGUAAAAAGAAGCUAGUAAAAAUUAUAAGUACCUAAGAUAUUGGAUAAAU
Molecule: messenger RNA, 2317 nt
Organism: Cloeon dipterum
Lineage: Eukaryota; Metazoa; Arthropoda; Insecta; Ephemeroptera; Baetidae
Gene: CarT
Product: Carcinine transporter
Exons: 11
Coding region: 147-2144 (665 amino acids)
Biological process (GO): transmembrane transport
Cellular component (GO): membrane
Molecular function (GO): transmembrane transporter activity
Source: RefSeq, a predicted model, not a curated record